CAGUUGCACGUCCAGAUGUCUCGACCUAAGCCUCCGUUGGUGGUGCUAUCGCUGUGGUUGGUGGUGCUUCUGGGAGUGCUGCUCCACUACCACCCCGCAGAGGCACGAUACGUCGGAUCCUCGCAAUCGAUACCGGAUAUUUGCAAUCAACCUCCUCCCCGAUCCGAUGGCGUUGGCACUAUAGAGUUCGAGGGCUUCUACUACGAUCCAGCAACGUUCGAUUGCCAGAAGUAUUCCAUUGGAUCCCGUCGCCUUAAGCCCGGCCAGAGUUUUGGCAGCUUACAGGACUGUGUUACCACCUGUAUUCGUGGCUUUGGCAGAAACAAAGACAGAUAUGUUAAUGAAUAAACUAAACUGAAAUAAAAUAUAUAAUGAACUGAAA
Drosophila ananassae is the source of this 382-nucleotide messenger RNA. RefSeq lists its product as uncharacterized. The transcript is spliced from 2 exons. Gene Ontology annotation, molecular function: serine-type endopeptidase inhibitor activity. NCBI's taxonomy places the organism in Eukaryota, Metazoa, Arthropoda, Insecta, Diptera, Drosophilidae. Bases 16 to 348 code for a protein of 110 amino acids. The record is from RefSeq and is a predicted model, not a curated record.